CUCUCUCUCUGUCUCUCUCUCAGCCUGUGGCAGCCACGGAUCACUGUCUCGCCUGCAGCAGGAACAGCAGCGUGGACUGAACCAGAUUCUGUCGCCGACAUGAACCUGUUCUGCUUUUCUCUGGAGGGAUCCACAGACAGCCUGUAUGAGGCAGUAAAGAGCUGCGGCGAGGACCCCCCCAGGCCGGUCCCCAGCCGCUCCUGCAGCCGCUCCUGCAGCCGCUCCUCGGCCCUCCUAUUGGACAACAACACCAAGAGCAGAGGUUCUAGGAGAUCGAUAUCAAUGGAGAUGCCUCAGACUCAGAGGAACAACUCUAGUAAAAAGAAAAGACGAACACAUUUAUCCAAAUCUGCAUCAGAUAAUGAAGCUCUGGACAACUCCUGCUGUAAUCACACAGGCCUGCAGGGGGCCGCGAGCCGAGCAGACUUCGUCUACAGCAGCGGUCAAACGGGAGGUAAAGACGGAGCGGAACCGAUCAGUCGGAGAACGGGGGCUUCCAACAAACACAACCAUCAUGGUCAGUUUGAUAUCCUGUCUUUACCUCCAGAGCCGAGGAAGUCCAAGCCCAGAGCAGACUCCAAACGAGGCAGAGGAUUCCAUCCCUCCAGCACCAAGAAGAAGGAGAAACCACCGUCCACCCAGUGUGCCAACGUCAAAGGAUCAACGGCAGAAUCUAAACCUGCAGCCAAAAGAAUCCAAAAGUCUGGAAAUAAACACGCUGAGAAAAAUGGGAAGGAAGGAUCGAGGAAAAGUCACAAGUCCACAGUCAAGACAGUGAACUCCCCGUGCCCCCCCCUGAGCCCAUCCCUGGAGCCCAACUUCCUGGAAGUGCCUCACAGAUCAGAAGUGAGAUUCUCCACCCUGCCCACGCAGGAACACACAGCCUCCAGCCGCAGCGUGGACUCGGUCCACUUACCCGGCGGAGCCACGCCCACCCACACGUACCACCAGCGCUGGAGUAACCUCGGGGAGGGCAGCCCCUCCUGGGGCACCGUACAGCACACCUGCCGCAGACCGCUGACGGAAUAUCACCUGUACUCCCAAGACUUCAGCACGUCAACACCAGGUCACCGCGACCAGGUCCACCAGACCUGCACGGUGACCCGGUCCAUCACUGAGGUGGAUCUGUCAGAACCAAACGUAAGUCCUAACGCCACACUGAUACAGUUCAUGCUGUAGGGUAGCGGUUUUCAA
Cynoglossus semilaevis (tongue sole) is the source of this 1194-nucleotide messenger RNA. RefSeq lists its product as uncharacterized. NCBI's taxonomy places the organism in Eukaryota, Metazoa, Chordata, Actinopteri, Pleuronectiformes, Cynoglossidae. Bases 100 to 1179 code for a protein of 359 amino acids. The transcript is spliced from 7 exons. The record is from RefSeq and is a predicted model, not a curated record.